This is a messenger RNA of Leucoraja erinaceus (little skate), 554 nucleotides long. It is a transcript of the gene pole4, whose product is annotated as polymerase (DNA-directed), epsilon 4, accessory subunit. The transcript has 4 exons. Bases 16 to 408 code for a protein of 130 amino acids. Lineage: Eukaryota; Metazoa; Chordata; Chondrichthyes; Rajiformes; Rajidae. The record is from RefSeq and is a predicted model, not a curated record. Gene Ontology annotation, molecular function: protein heterodimerization activity. Gene Ontology annotation, cellular component: nucleus; epsilon DNA polymerase complex.
CGGGAAGGGCCGGUCAUGGAGGACGCGGAGAGUUCGGUAUUGCCGCCGGUGCCGGUGCCGGUAGGGUCGGUGGGGGAAGACGAUCACGACCAGGACCAGGAGAGCCGGCAGAGCGCGCAGCUCGACGCCGAGGCGGAGACGGAGGCUGAGAGGCCACAACAGAAGCUGCUCCGGCUGCCGCUGAGCCGCAUCAAGGGGCUGAUAAAGGCCGACCCCGAGGUGACGCUGGCGAGUCAGGAGGCCGUGUUCGCCAUCGGCAAGGCCACGGAGCUAUUUGUUGAGGUGAUUGCCAAGGAUGCGUACACAUUUGCACUGCAAGCAAAACGUAAAACGAUCCAGCGGAAGGACUUGGAUCAUGCCGUAGAUGCUGCAGAUGAAUUUGCAUUUUUAGAAGGAACUCUGGAGUGAAAUGAAGAAGGGUUUCACGAGGCCAAAGUAACUCCAUUGAUAGACAUGCACAUUAUAUAUGUAUAUUUUGUAUAAUUUGUAAAAAGAGAGUUGUACAUGUUGUGUGAGUUCAGGCGUGAAUGUUUUCAUAAAUGUUAAAUAACUUG